AGCAGCCAUCGCAUCCCCCAUCAUCUCAACCAUCCGCAAAAAAGGUCAUAAAUAGAUCGGGCCUCGCCCUCCUGCACUAGAAUUUUCCAACCUCGCUCUUCAACUCCUCCAACGCUAUCAAAACCAUCAAACCCAGCAACAACAUACACUAUGCUCGCCGCCAAGAUCCUCGUCGCCGCCAUGGCUUCCCUCGUCGCCGCCGUGCCGGCCCUCCAACCACGCCAGUACACCGGGCCGUGCGAAACCACAAACUGCGGCGCCCAGGGCCUCGACUGCACCCACCGGGGUAACCUCUGCGUGGCCUUCCCGCACACCGACGCCGCGCUGCGCAAGGGCUGCACCUGCUCGAGUAUAUCUGGCAUGGACGAGGACGAUGGGCAGUUUCCUGGCGAGACAAGACAUACACGGAAUAUGCGGGGGAAAUCUUUUAUCGAGACAGUCGGUUCAUUAACUACCUUCGGUUCUUGGUCAUUCGCUCUUGACGGCUUGUGACUGUUAUGACAGAAACAAUAGGGACUAGGACGGAAAAUAGAUUCCACACAAUGCGCAAAUUCAAGCGUCCAAAG
This is a messenger RNA of Gaeumannomyces tritici R3-111a-1, 566 nucleotides long. RefSeq lists its product as hypothetical. The record is from RefSeq and is a predicted model, not a curated record. NCBI's taxonomy places the organism in Eukaryota, Fungi, Ascomycota, Sordariomycetes, Magnaporthales, Magnaporthaceae. Bases 151 to 492 code for a protein of 113 amino acids. The transcript has 2 exons.